AUGGAAGGAUACGUGAAGCUGCUAGCACUAGCUGUGAAACUCCUAAGAGUGAUGUUUGACCAAGAUGAAUAUUGGAAGACCCACACUCUCCACUCAUACCCUGGAAGUCGAGGCCCACAUGCCCCCCCAACAAAUCUCAGAGUGCGAAAACGGGCUCAGGAGGUCAUCACAAACCUGCGAAUCCUCCCUGGAACGAACGCACCCAAAUCACAAAGUACUCCAAAGAGCCAUGUUGAGCGCGACAUGCUCUGGAAGAAGACGCAUACCCCCUCGAGGACACAAUGA
Molecule: messenger RNA, 285 nt
Organism: Paracoccidioides brasiliensis Pb18
Exons: 2
Coding region: 1-285 (94 amino acids)
Source: RefSeq, a predicted model, not a curated record